Messenger RNA from Nomascus leucogenys (northern white-cheeked gibbon), 698 nucleotides. Its product is annotated as H4 clustered histone 13. Gene Ontology annotation, cellular component: nucleosome. Gene Ontology annotation, molecular function: protein heterodimerization activity; DNA binding; structural constituent of chromatin. Lineage: Eukaryota; Metazoa; Chordata; Mammalia; Primates; Hylobatidae. The record is from RefSeq and is a predicted model, not a curated record.
AUGGCCCGGACGAAGCAGACAGCUCGCAAGUCUACCGGCGGCAAGGCACCGCGGAAGCAGCUGGCCACCAAGGCAGCGCGAAAAAGCGCUCCCGCGACUGGCGGUGUGAAGAAGCCCCAUCGCUAUCGGCCAGGCACGGUGGCCUUGCGCGAGAUCCGCCGUUAUCAGAAGUCAACUGAACUGCUCAUCCGCAAACUGCCAUUUCAGCGCCUGGUGCGAGAAAUCGCGCAGGAUUUCAAAACCGACCUACGUUUCCAGAGCUCGGCGGUGAUGGCGCUGCAAGAGGCGUGCGAGGCCUAUCUGGUGGGGCUCUUUGAGGACACCAACUUUUGUUUAGUACGAGCCAUGUCCGGGCGCGGCAAAGGCGGGAAGGGUCUGGGCAAAGGAGGCGCUAAGCGCCACCGCAAAGUUCUGCGCGACAACAUUCAGGGCAUCACCAAGCCCGCCAUCCGACGCCUGGCACGGCGUGGAGGCGUUAAGCGCAUCUCAGGCCUUAUAUACGAGGAAACGCGCGGAGUUCUUAAAGUAUUUUUGGAGAAUGUAAUCCGCGAUGCAGUUACCUACACGGAGCACGCCAAACGCAAGACAGUCACGGCCAUGGACGUGGUUUAUGCGCUCAAGCGCCAGGGCCGCACCCUCUAUGGCUUUGGCGGCUGAGUGUUUUACUUACACGGUUCCUCAAAGGCCCUUCUCAGGGC